Messenger RNA from Penicillium odoratum, 642 nucleotides. RefSeq lists its product as uncharacterized. Lineage: Eukaryota; Fungi; Ascomycota; Eurotiomycetes; Eurotiales; Aspergillaceae. The record is from RefSeq and is a predicted model, not a curated record. The transcript is spliced from 2 exons. Bases 1 to 642 code for a protein of 213 amino acids.
AUGCUCUGCGAAAUCAAGUGCUCCGCAGGGGACAGCUGCGAGACCAAGGGACUCCGCAGUACGAUGCUCUGCGAAAUCAAGUGCUCCGCAGGGGACAGCUGCGACACCAAGGGACUCCGCAGUACGAUGCUCUGCGAAAUCAAGUGCUCCGCAGGGGACAGCUGCGACACCAAGGGACUCCGCAGUACGAUGCUCUGCGAAACCAAGUGCUCCGCAGGGGACAGCUGCGAGACCAAGGGACUCCGCAGUACGAUGCUCUGCGAAAUCAAGUGCUCCGCAGGGGACAGCUGCGACACCAAGGGACUCCGCAGUACGAUGCUCUGCGAAACCAAGUGCUCCGCAGGGGACAGCUGCGAGACCAAGGGACUCCGCAGUACGAUGCUCUGCGAAAUCAAGUGCUCCGCAGGGGACAGCUGCGACACCAAGGGACUCCGCAGUACGAUGCUCUGCGAAACCAAGUGCUCCGCAGGGGACAGCUGCGAGACCAAGGGACUCCGCAACUUAGUCAAGAGUAUCAUUCACUGGCGAAGUUGGUCAAACUUUUUUGAGUCAGAGUCUGUUCCAUGGAUUGGUUUGAUGAGCCAUAUUGAGGAUUCUGCACCUGAGAAGCGCUUUGUAUUGCAGAAUUUCACCAGUUUCUGA